Molecule: messenger RNA, 549 nt
Organism: Eimeria mitis
Lineage: Eukaryota; Apicomplexa; Conoidasida; Eucoccidiorida; Eimeriidae
Exons: 3
Coding region: 1-549 (182 amino acids)
Biological process (GO): protein ufmylation
Cellular component (GO): cytoplasm; cytosol
Molecular function (GO): UFM1 activating enzyme activity
Source: RefSeq, a predicted model, not a curated record
AUGAGUGCCGAGGUUCGGGCGGACAAUCCAUACUCACGUCUUAUGGCUUUGCAACGGAUGGGCGUAGUGCGCGACUAUCAAAAAAUCACAGAAAAGGCUGUCCUGCUAGUGGGUGUAGGUGGAGUGGGCUCAGUGGCGGCCGAAAUGCUGGUUCGCUGCGGCAUUGGAAAACUCAUUCUUUUUGACUUUGACUCCGUCGAGCUGUCCAACAUGAAUCGCCUCUUCUUUACCCCAAACGACGUCGGCCUGACCAAAGUAGAGGCUGCCCGGCGGACCCUUUCGUUCGUUAAUCCCGACGUUGAACUGGAAGCGCACAAUGCAAACAUUUGUCAGGACUUUGAGCUCUUUUUGUCACGCAUUUUGAAUGGCAAGGAGUCAAUGCAGAAUCGACUGCAGCAACGGCAGCGGGAAGCAGAGCAGGGCACUGUCCAACGCCGCGGUCUCACCUGCCCCGGCAAAUGGCCUGUUGACCUGGUCUUGAGUUGCGUUGAUAACUAUGCUGCCCGCAUCACAAUUAGCCAAGCCUGCAACGAAGCAGGUGAGCUCUGA